GUGAAAGUAAGUCAAGAGUUCAUCUGUCGCCAUUUUAAGCUGGUAAAAUACAAAGUGUUCAAUAGAAACGUUUAUCAAAGUUUAUGCAGGAAUUUCCGUGUAUCUUUAUGAUGUUAAAGCUGGAGGAUUUGAGAACCUGUAACUUGUGAAAGUUUGAUCAAGCUUCAUCAUGGGUGAUUCACAAGGAUCCAGAGAUGGAGAUUUUUCUCCAGGAUGCAGUUCAGUCCAGCAGAAGAGCUCAAACCCAGAGUCCAGCUGUGUGUCUCUGAAGAGUAACUGCUCUAUGGAUGAGCCAAUGAAGUUUAAGAGUGGAAACACACAGCCUGAUCCCAGUUCAGUCCAGCAGAAGAGCUCAAACCCAGAGUCCAGCUGUGUGUCUCUGAACAGUAACUGCUCUAUGACUGAGCCAACAAAGUUUAAGAGUGGAAACACACAGCCUGAUCUCAGCCAUGACUCUAAACCUGAGGUCUUAAACACACUGAGAUCAAAUCUGAGAAAGACGUUUGAGUGUUUGUAUGAGGGAAUAUCAAAGCGGGGAAACCCAACACUCCUGAAUGAGAUCUACACAGAGCUCUACAUCACAGAGAGUGAAAGUGGAGAGAUCAAUAAUGAGCAUGAGGUGAGACAGAUUGAGACACAGUCCAGGAGAGCAGAAACAGAGGACACACCGAUCAAAUGCAGUCAGAUCUUUAGACCUUUACCUGGACAAGACAAACCCAUCAGAACUGUGCUGACAAAGGGAGUCGCUGGCAUUGGAAAAACAGUCUCUGUGCAGAAGUUCAUACUGGACUGGGCUGAAGGGAAAGAGAAUCAGGACGUCCAGCUCAUAUUUCCACUUCCUUUCAGAGAGCUCAACUUGAUGAAGGACAAAACACUCAGUCUUUCAGAUCUUCUUCAUGACUUUUUCCGUGAAACAAAAGAAAUGGAAAUAUCCAGUGACAAGUAUAAAGUAUUGUUCAUCUUCGAUGGUCUGGAUGAGUGUCGUCUUCCCUUACAUUUUAAAAGGAAUAAGACUUUACGAGAUAAAAACCAAAAGAGUUCAGUGGACUCGCUGCUGACGAACCUCAUUGUGGGGAAUCUGCUUCCCUCUGCUCUCAUCUGGAUCACCUCCAGACCAGCAGCAGCUGAUCUCGUCCCCUCUGAGUGUGUCCAUCGAGUGACAGAGGUACGAGGCUUCAGUGACCCACAGAAGCAGGAAUACUUCAGGAAGAGAAUCAGGGAUCAGAUUCUGGCCGACAGGAUCAUCUCACACCUGAAGUCAUCAAGGAGCCUCUUUAUUAUGUGUCACAUCCCAGUGUUCUGCUGGAUCUCAGCCGCUGUUCUGGAGAAGAUGUUGAGUGAAGCAGAGAGUGGAGAGAUUCCCAAGACUCUGACUCAAAUGUACACACACUUCCUGAUCCUUCAGACCAACAUCAAACAUGAGAAGGACUAUGAGAAGAAAGUGAAAGAUGAAGACAUGAUUGUCAAACUGGGGAAACUGGCAUUUCAGCAGCUUGUGAAAGGCCACCUGAUCUUCUAUGAGGAAGACCUGAGCGAGUGUGGCAUUGAUGUGACAGAAGCAUCAGUGUACUCAGGAUUGUGCACUCAGAUCUUCAGAGAGGAGUCAGGCUUGUAUCAGGGGAAAGUCUUCUGCUUUGUUCAUCUGAGCAUUCAGGAACAUCUAGCAGCUCUAUAUGUGCAUCUCUCCUUUAUAAACAAGAACAUCAAUGUGUUUGACCAGAUUACCAAACCAACUAAAGCUUCACUAUCUGACCUCCAUCAGAGAGCUGUGGAUGAGGCUUUAGACAGUAAAAAUGGGCAUCUGGACCUUUUCCUUCGUUUCCUUCUGGGUCUGUCAGUGGAGUCUAAUCAGAGUCUCUUACAAGAACUAAAGACACAGACAGGAAACAGCUCUCACAACAAUGAGAAAACAGUUGACUAUAUCAAAGAGAAGAUCAGUGAGAAUCCCUCUCCAGAUAAAUACAUCAAUCUGUUUCACUGUCUGAAUGAACUGGGUGAUCUUUCACUAGUGAAUGAAGCUGAACCUCAUAUGAGAUCUAGAGGAGGAUUACGUGAUGUGAAACUCUCCUCAUCUCAGUGGUCAGCUUUAGUUUUUGUGUUGUUGAGCUCAGAGCGGACAAUGCAGGAGUUUCACCUGAAAAGCUUAAUUGGAUACAAAACUGAUCAUGACGCAGUAAAUACAGGAGAUGAAGUUCUUCAGAAGAUGCUGCCUGUGGUUACAGCAACUAGAACAGCUCUGUAAGUAACACUGAGAACAAUCAUCACUGUGAAAACUUUAUAACAUUUUUUACUUAAAAAUAUAAAUUAAUGGUUCAACAAAAAAUAUGAGCAUCACACUUCAGCUUUCAAACCCUCCACCUAUCUGACCUGCUAGACUUCUAUUGUAAGAGCAUUACUGUAAAUGUGUUUCUGUUCAUUUUUACAAACUGACACAUGAUCAAAAUUACUUUCUGUGUUUUAGCUAAUGUGUUUUAGCUGAGGUAAAUGUAUGUUCUCUGCUGUGAGUUGAGGCGAUCCUAAUAUUAUCCAUGUUUCUUUCAUGCGAUAACUAGUAGUAAAGAGGAAAAGAUAACCGGUUCACUCGUGCUCCGCACUGCUG
This is a messenger RNA of Megalobrama amblycephala (Wuchang bream), 2599 nucleotides long. Its product is annotated as protein NLRC3-like. The record is from RefSeq and is a predicted model, not a curated record. Bases 170 to 2242 code for a protein of 690 amino acids. Lineage: Eukaryota; Metazoa; Chordata; Actinopteri; Cypriniformes; Xenocyprididae. The transcript has 6 exons.